This is a messenger RNA of Prorocentrum cordatum, 1962 nucleotides long. The record is from the annotation of a GenBank genome assembly. Lineage: Eukaryota; Dinophyceae; Prorocentrales; Prorocentraceae.
AUGCAGCUCUCUGGCGCUCGCAGCCGGCCGCUGCGGCUCUCGCUUUAUUCAGGCAGAGGCGCCUCGGUGCGGCGCCGGUUUUUCGGAAGCAGGGUUCCGCCCUGUCGGUGUACUCACGCCUCAAGGCAAGUCUCAUCGGCUUCUUCUCGAGGAAAUCUGCUAUUGCGCGAGGCGAUGGGCACGGAAGAUGGGUACCCGACAGGCCCAGAGCGCGCAAUGUACGUUGUCUCCGAGCUCAAGUCCAGCGCUGGUCUGUUUGCCGCGUUUGCAUUUGGAGCCCUCAGUUUGCCGGGCUCUCUGACCAUCUCGGAAUUCAGGAUCACGAGCUCGUCGUCUUCUCUGUCUACCUCGCGCCCAACUCCAGACUCCGACCUGCUGCAGGCGUUUGUGGUGCUUGAUGUCCUAACGCUUGUUCUCAUGCUUAUUUGUGUUGUUGUCUCACAGUUGCUGAUGUACCGACUGAGCGAUGGUUCGUAUGGGUCCAACGUCUACGGUACUGACGAGAAGCAAGACCCACGCGAUUCGGCUCUGGGGCGACUUGCAACCCAGUACUGUAUCGAGUUCGGCACUGCGCGUUUUGCAUUCGACUUGGGAGUCAUUACGAUUUUGCUUGCUACACUUGUCAGGACAUGGGCCGUGUUUGGUAGUACAAUAGCACUCCCGGUUACGGGAGUCAUUGGCAUCUCAGCCAUCAUAGUUGGAGUUUUCUACGCGCGCGUGGGCAAUAUAUUUGAAAUCGGAUUCCGCCGUGUGGACGAAGCUAUUGAUGAUGAUUGGACCGUGGCUGGGGCUGCCGCGGUCUCAGUGGCUGGCGCAGGUCUUCUCUUCGGCAGCGUUGGGCUGACUUUGAGGCCUGAGCUGAUGAAGGAGUCUUUCGAGGUGACUACAGAAAGGGCGUUUCAGAGGGUCGUGGUGGCAAUGGAGAAGGCGGCAGCAGAGAAGCAAGCCGCAGAGAAAGUGGCAGCUGGCUUCAAGGCGGCAGCGGAAAACGCCGCAGAGAGGGCAGUGGCUGAGAUGGCGGCCGCAAGAGAGGCAUCACUAGAGAAGGCGUCGGCAGAGGUGGUGGCCUUGGAGAAGGCGGCAGCGGAGGACAAAGCGACAAGAGAAGCCACGGCGGCGAAGGCGGUAACAAGUGAGGCAGCAGCGAGGAGAGACGCUGCAGCAGAAAUGGCAGCACAGAAAGCGAAGGAGGCGGAGGCGGCGGCAGAGGAGGCGGCGGCAGAGAGAUCUGCAUCCGCCAGGGCAGCCAGUGAGAAGGCGGAGGCGGACAAGGUAGCGGCCGAGAAGGUCUCUGUGGCGGACGAGGCAGCGAGGAAGGCAGCCCAGGCGAGGUCGGUGGCAGACAGCGCCGCCUCGAAGAAGAUGGCGGCCGAGAAGCUGGCAGCGGCAGAGGUGGUGACGGACGGAUCUCGGUUUGCGGACAUGGCCUCAAAGCUUGUAGGCAGCGGCGCCGCGGCGAGGUCGGCGCCGGAGAGGUCUCUGGCGGCCGAGCGCGCGGCGAGGCGAGCCAGCGAGGCGGAGGCCGCGGCCCUGGCGGCGGAGGAGGCGAAGGCGGUGGCGGCCAGGGUGGCGGUGGAGAAGGCGGCAGCGAGAAGGGUCGCGGCGAGGAAGGCGGCGAAGGCCGACGAAGCUGCGAGGAAGGCUGCGGCGGAGAGGGCUGCUGCGGAGGGGGCGGUCGCGGAGGAGCAGCUGGCGGUCGAGAGGGCAGCGAGGGGGGAGGCGGAGGCCGAAGCGGCAGUCCAGGCAGCAGCGGCAGACAGGAUUGCGGCAGCGCGGGCGGCGGCUGAGAAGGCAGCAUUGGAGGACGUGGCUGUGCAGAGAGCGGCUGCAGCAGAGGCGGCGGCUAAAACAGCAGCAUCGGCCGCAGAGCGGGCCAUGAGGGCUGCGGCGGAGGCCGCAGAGGCUGAGAAGUCAGCGGGCGGGUUAUCGGCCGAGGCGCAGAGGUGGAGGCUAAGAGGCUAA